AUGGUUCGUGGCGAACUCCCCUCGAUCGGGUUUAUUGGACUUGGCGCCAUGGGCUUCGGAAUGGCCACAAACCUCGUUCGAGAAGGAUACAAAGUCAAAGGUUUCGACAUCUCCGACGAAAUCCUAAAACAGUUCGUCGCUGCUGGCGGCACUGCUGUAACCUCACCAGCCGAGGCUGCCAGAGAUCAACAUGUUUGCAUCUGCAUGGUAGCGACGCCUCUACAAGCCCAGACAGUUCUGCUAGACGGCAAAGACCCGGCCGUGCCAGCGCUUCCCAUUGGCGCCGUUCUACUUCUCUGCUCCACCGUACCCUGCGGCUACGUACAGAACCUCUCUGAACAAAUAGCCAACUGCGAUAGAGCAGACAUCGCGUUGAUCGACUGUCCAGUUUCUGGCGGAGCCAUCAGAGCUGCGAACGGCUCCCUAUCGAUUAUGGCCGGUGCCUCAAAAGAGGCUAUUGGUAAGGGUCAGGAUGUUUUGCAGGCCAUGUCCGACCCGGCGAAACUUUACAUUGUUGAUGGUGGUAUUGGCGCUGGUAGCAACAUGAAGAUGUGUCACCAAGUCCUCGCAUCGAAUCAAAUUCUGGCUGCUAGCGAGGCCAUGGGUCUUGCGAGCCGCCUGGGUCUUAGCCUUGAGACGACUGGCAAACACAUCAUCACCUCAGACGCAUGGAGCUGGAUGUUCGAAAAUAGGCUUCCCCGCAUUCUCAAUCCCAUCAUCACAUCUGAAGCCCGGCGAGCUGGGUUCCCUUGCCACAUGACUUCUAUAGCGGAGCAAGUGUACUUCACAGGCCUGGGUCGCGGAUGGGGUUCGGACGACGACAGCACCUUGAUCCGCCUAUACACGGAGGGUAAAGGCGGCGUUGGUCCUGUAAAGGCAGAGGCUGAGAGCGACGACGCCAAGUUGAAGUUAGUAGUGGACCUUCUUCGCGGGAUCCAUCUCUGUGCAGCAGCUGAGACCUUGGCCUUUGCUGAGUUCCUCGGUCUUAAUUUACACCAGGUGCAUGAGCUUUGUGUCAACGCGGCUGGAGGCAGCCGUCUACUGACAAAGUUUGGCCCGGAGAUGGUGCAGUGUCUGAGACCUGGAACAAAGGUGCAGCAUGAGGCGGCGACGGCGGCUGAGCAACAAGGAGGGCUUGGAGAACUUCUGCGCGACGUCGAGAACGCUGUGGAAGAGGCGCAGAGAUUGAAAGUUCCUGUAUUCCUAGCCACCCAAGCAUUGAAUCUUCUACGAAGAGCGGCACGAGCUGGAAGGGGCAAAACAUUGUCUGGUGUGACGGCUGGAGCUUUAGUCCGGGUCUGGGAACCAUGA
Colletotrichum scovillei is the source of this 1311-nucleotide messenger RNA. Its product is annotated as putative 3-hydroxyisobutyrate dehydrogenase protein. Gene Ontology annotation, molecular function: NAD binding; oxidoreductase activity; NADP binding. The coding region runs from base 1 to 1311 and encodes 436 amino acids. The transcript is spliced from 2 exons. The record is from RefSeq and is a predicted model, not a curated record. NCBI's taxonomy places the organism in Eukaryota, Fungi, Ascomycota, Sordariomycetes, Glomerellales, Glomerellaceae.